AUGAUAGGACCCUCGAAGCAGUGGCUCCCCGCAUUGUUUCUGUGCAUAGUGAGCGUACAAAGCAAUAUCCUGAUUGAACGCGAUGCCACGAGCUGCAAUGGAACCUCGUACACGACUCCAAAUGACCUCACAUUUGAUCUAUAUUGCAAUACCAAUAUAGACUCUACUGCCGGAGACUUUUCCCCCCCGGUAUAUUACACUGACGACGACGUAUAUGCGUGUAUAAACAGGUGUUCUGAGUUUAGGAUAUGUUAUGGUGUCACAUACGCAGUAUCAACCAAAAAUUGCACCUUGAAAGGAUCUGGUUUCACCAGCGCACUCAAUUCAACCAGCCCUGAUGUAGGACACACACAUUCCGCUGCCGUCAGUCCAAUUACACAGCUUACCAAUGGCUACGACACGGACUGCGGAUACAUCAAUGGUAGCACUCAUACCACAUACAACGACAUGCCCUUCACCGUCAUUUGCGGUAUGGAUAUUGCGAGCGCAGAUUACUGCCCAACUGGCAAUUCGUCUUGUCCCAGCCACGCAACCAGCUUCCAAGGAUGCAUCGACCUGUGCGCACAAAGCCACCCGCUUUGCUGGGGAGUGUCAUACAAUCCAGACUUGAAGGCAGGCUGGGCCAAUUGCUACCUCAAGGACGGCCGCGCAGCUCAAUUGACUCCUUCAUCUUAUGCACCUGACUCCGAGGAGAGCUAUGUCAUACAUAGUGCUCAAUUUUUCGUAACCAAUGGAACUGAUGUGCCUUAUGACUGCACAUCUGGCCCAGUGGGCAAUGGUACUUACAAUUUUGUUGUCUACUGUAACACAGGUCAGCAGGGUAAUAACAUUUGGGCGUUGCACGCAGACUCAUUACAGGAAUGCUACGCAGCUUGCUUUGUGUAUGAUGGUUGUAUAGCUGUUGGCUACGACCCAAGCCUCGCGAAUGGCUGGGAGAACUGA
Verruconis gallopava is the source of this 942-nucleotide messenger RNA. RefSeq lists its product as uncharacterized. The coding region runs from base 1 to 942 and encodes 313 amino acids. The record is from RefSeq and is a predicted model, not a curated record. NCBI's taxonomy places the organism in Eukaryota, Fungi, Ascomycota, Dothideomycetes, Venturiales, Sympoventuriaceae. The transcript has 2 exons.